Messenger RNA from Saccostrea echinata, 3106 nucleotides. RefSeq lists its product as uncharacterized. Lineage: Eukaryota; Metazoa; Mollusca; Bivalvia; Ostreida; Ostreidae. The record is from RefSeq and is a predicted model, not a curated record. Bases 42 to 2822 code for a protein of 926 amino acids. The transcript has 8 exons. Gene Ontology annotation, molecular function: zinc ion binding; nucleic acid binding.
AGGCUUUUCCCAAAAUUGUUUGCAGUUACAAACACUGAACAAUGACAACACGUGAAGAAUCGCCACCACCCCCACCCCCACCCCCAAAACCUCCUGGGGAUAAUGCCUCCCAGGCAUCAAAGGGGUAUCAGUAUCAGCAGCAACCAGUCCACUAUGGCCAGAGUUACUCAACAACUGAAAAUUCCUAUUAUCAACCAAUGUCAACAUCUGGUAGUACUUCAGCAACCAAUGCCAUGAGUGGAACAAAUUCUCAGUAUUUGUAUCAACCUAGCAGUGCUAGCUCAUAUCAAGCAGCAAGCUAUUCCACAGCUAGUCAGCAAUCUACACCACAGAGUACCCAGAAUUCCCAGUACGAGUACAAUAAUCAAGGAUAUUAUGAUGGUCAGAAUUCUUCUCAAGGACAACAAGCCAGUUACAACACAUCUUCAAACACCACACAGAGUUAUUCACAGUACCAAGAUACAUCAGGCUACUACAGUUCUAAUCAGAACUAUGACUAUUCUGGUUACCAGUCAGGAAACCAGUAUCAGUCAGGGAACCAAUACCAGCAAGGGAACCAGUACCAGUCAGGGAACCAGCCAAAUUAUGACUCCUACAGCACUGCUAACUACAACUAUAGUGAUUAUUAUGGCAAUGGGUAUGAUGGUUAUGGGAAUUACUAUGGGUACGGAGAUAGCUCCCAGGAUCAGAAUGGAUCAUAUGGGAAUAACACUUAUGGUCAGAAUUAUACAGGUCAACAGGAUGGGAAGACGUGGACUAGCAGUAGUGGAAGUCAAAGUAAUAGUGGACAGCAAAAACUUGCUCCUCAAAGGGAUCCUCGACUGGAAAGGAGGGGAGGAGGGGGACAGACGCAGGGAGCUGGGAGAGGGAGAGACAAUCACCAGCAACCAAGCAGUGAGAAACAGCCAGAAACAACAGGUGAAGGAAGAGGAAGAGGGACCAAUGCAACUAGACCUGACAGGGGUGGGAGAGGGGGACAUGUACCUAAUAGAGGAGCUUAUCAUGGAAGUUACAGAGGAGAUAAUUUUGAUCCAGGGAGACAAUAUGAGGAUAAAGAUUACAGAAAAAGACCCCCUCAAAUGCCUCCAAUUCAUGAUAAUCAUGAUAGUUCCCAGGACAGGAGGAGGUAUAAUGAUAACAGAGGAAGUGGAUACAAUCAGAUGUAUUCAAAUGAGGAAGAACAUUACAAACCUUACCAACAUCCAGAUAAAGGGUGGAAUAGGGAAGAGAACUGGGGCAGAGGAUGGCAAGAGGGCUAUAGAGAUCCCAGAGGAGGGGAUCGUGGGAGGGAAAGAGGUGGGGGCCGAGGCAGAGGAGAUAGAGGUCCUAGGAGGGGUGGUUAUGAUAGGGGUGGUAUUCCAGGUAGAGGUAGAAAUAGGGAUGAUGGUGCAAGCUUCAGGAACCAGCCACCAUCUCCAAUUCAUAGUGGGCCAAGUCAGAGAGGGAGAGGAAGAGGAGGACAAAGUCUCCUACAAAGCAACAACAGAUUUGAGAAAAAUCAGAAACCAAUGCCAUUUAAAGACCAGAGUGUAAGGGAGAACAAAGAGAGUGUUCAUGGUGAUAAUAAAUCGACUCCUAACAACAGAAAUAUCAGUAAAGACAUUAAACAAACAGAAAAGCACAAAAUUGAUAUGAAAUCAGAGAAAGCUGAGGAGCAGCCUCCAGUGAAAAAGCCAUGUAAAAUUGAACAUAAGGUAGGAGUCAAGGCAUCAGCUUCAAAACCAGCAGUGGCAAUGGAAGUCAAAAUAGAACCUGUUGUGGAAAAUCAACAGAGUACUGUUAUUGAAUCACAGACCCCAAAACAGAGUGUAGUGAAGUCAGAAGUUACUGCUCCAGAUGACACAGCACCAACUCUACCAGACAGUACUUCCAAAGAUAGCAUAACAGGUCCCUCUCCUCCAAAGAAAAAGAAGCCAGCUGAUGAUCUGAUAGAAGAUCCAGAGGUACAGAAAGCAUUGGAGGAAAUGAUGACUCCCUUGUUUUGUAAGCUGUGCAAUUUAACUAUCAAUCACCCCUCACAAGCCCAGUCCCACUACAAUGGUAAACACCAUGCCAAAAAAGUAAGGCUGUAUAAGCAAUCGGCAGCACUUGAGGCCACUCUUGCUAGGAAAGCAGCACAGGGAGAUAUUGUGACCACGUUGAAUCUGGUUACUGAAGUUACCCCAGCAUCAGAAUCUGAUGAUGCUCCUAAGGAAGAAAACAACCAGACUCUCAGUGAGAGUGUAAUUGAGAAGAUGAAAGAUGAAAAUGACCGUGUGUACUGCAAGUUGUGUCAAGUUGCAUUCAACUCACCAAAGCAGGCCAUCCAACAUUAUGAGGGGAAGAAUCAUGCUAAGAAAAUGAAAGCUGCUGGCAUAGUUCACAUAUCAGAGACAGAUAAACAGCAUGUCAAAAUAGAUGGUGCUGUGUUUGAGUGCAAGAUGUGCUGUGUUCAGGUGACCUGCAAUGAACAGUUACAGUCCCAUUUGAAUGGAGCCAAACACAAAGGCAAACUGAGAUCCCUAGAGAGAGCGUCAGACUCGAAUCGAGGUCGAUGGGGAGGGAGAGGGAGGGGGAGAGGAAGGGGAAGAGGAGUGCUUGCUGGAUUGGCCAGUGAAGAACACAAUGUUGUGACCAUCCAGACCCAGCAGUCACGGAAGAGAGGGCGAGAUUAUUCCAACUUCCGAACACCAAGUGGAGGGUAUUACUGUAGUAUCUGUAAUGUGACAGUUAAUGGUGAAAAUCAGUUUGCACAACACAUGGACAGUCGCAAACACAAGAGUAAAUAUGCUAAUCACAAGAUCACUGAAGAGGAGCAGCAGCAACAGGAUUUGACCAGUUAGAAUCAGAGUAAACUGGAGUAAACAAGUUUUUCAAAUGGAAACCUUUUAUCAUAAGGGCAUAUUAUGUCAGAUAUGUUUCUUUUUUUCUCUCUCUCUAUCCAUCUUUCUCUCUCUCAAAAACCAGCAGUUAAUUCAUGAUUGUACAUGUAUAAAAUUUGUUGGCUAUAUUAAGUUUGAACAACUUCAAUUUAUAAGGAAUGUGUAUUUUUUGUGAUAGACAAAAUUUAAUUUAUUGAAAAAAAAACAUCAUUCAAUUUUGAAUAUUAGUGUCACAUGUAACUGUU